Messenger RNA from Plectropomus leopardus (leopard coralgrouper), 1566 nucleotides. RefSeq names its product inositol polyphosphate-5-phosphatase Kb (gene inpp5kb). NCBI's taxonomy places the organism in Eukaryota, Metazoa, Chordata, Actinopteri, Perciformes, Serranidae. The record is from RefSeq and is a predicted model, not a curated record. Gene Ontology annotation, molecular function: inositol bisphosphate phosphatase activity; phosphatidylinositol-4,5-bisphosphate 5-phosphatase activity; phosphatidylinositol-3,4,5-trisphosphate 5-phosphatase activity. Gene Ontology annotation, biological process: negative regulation of insulin receptor signaling pathway; negative regulation of glycogen biosynthetic process; negative regulation of phosphatidylinositol 3-kinase/protein kinase B signal transduction. Gene Ontology annotation, cellular component: cytoplasm; plasma membrane; ruffle.
AUGGACCCUUUGGUAGACGGUCCUCGUGUGCGCUCAGACAGCAUGAGCAGCUCGGCGUCUCAGGGUUCCAGGUCCAAGGUGCUGCUCCGCCAGCGUUUGUCUCAGCUGAUGACCUGCAUAGAGGACAUGAGCUCUGACGAUGAAGCCAGUGAGGAAGUGUCCCGCUCACUAGACGAAGCAUUUCAGCUCUGCGGGCACUACGUUCCCACAGACGCCUUCAGGCUGCACAUGGUGACCUGGAACGUGGCCACGGCGGAGCCCCCUGAGGACGUCACCUCUUUGCUGCAGCUAGAUGUUCAGCCUCCCACAGACCUCUAUGUGAUUGGCCUGCAGGAGGUGAAUGCCACGCCUGUGAGGUUCAUCUCUGACCUGUUAGCGGAGGACUCCUGGAGUCAUGUCUUCAUGGACACACUGGCACCCAGAGGCUUUGUAAAGGUUGCAUCAGUCAGGAUGCAGGGUUUGCUGCUGCUGGUUUUUACCAAACAAACUCAUCUCCCCUUCAUCAGAAAUAUCCAGACCACCUACACUCGUACUGGAAUCUUUGGUUACUGGGGUAAUAAAGGUGGAGUGUCUGUGCGUUUUUCCUUUUACGGCCACAUGGUGUGCUUCCUCAACUGCCACCUAGCAGCUCACAUGAACUACGCCCUGCAGCGCGUCGAUGAGUUUGAGUACAUCCUGGAGACACAAGACUUUGACAUCACUGACACCCCACAAGUCCGGGACCACAAGGUGGUCUUCUGCUUUGGCGACCUGAACUUCCGUAUUGCAGACCACGGCUUGCACUUCCUCCGCUCGUCCAUCAACAGCGGACGCCUUAAUUUGCUAUGGAACAAGGACCAGCUCACCAUGAUGAAGAAGAAGGAACCUUUCCUGCAGGAAUUUGAGGAAGGGCCGUUAAAUUUCAAACCCACCUACAAGUUUGACCGUAACUCUGAAACCUAUGAUACCAGUGGAAAGAAGAGGAAACCAGCCUGGACUGAUCGGAUCCUCUGGCGCAUCAAACCCAAAACGCCGCCACCAGAGGAUGAGGAUGAUGCUGAUGAGAAGGCAUCGACUUCUACUGAUGAUGGGCCCGAUGAGUAUCCACUCCUGGUCACUCAGGACAAGUACACCAGUGACAUGAGCUAUGGAGUCAGUGACCACAAGCCUGUCAUUGCAACCUUCAGCCUGGAGCUGAGGAAGUGCUUUGACAUGCCGUUGGUGCAUGUGUCUCCUUUGGGUGUAUGGAGCGCAGACCAUGAUGCACUUCUGAACUACACCAUCCAAGAGGACUUCAUGUCCUCCACAUGGGACUGGAUUGGCCUGUACAAGGUGGGAUUCAAGAGUGCGUCCGAUUAUGAAACCUUUGUUUGGGUCAGAGAGGACGAAUUACCAGAGACAAAUGAGGUCAUACAGGUAUCUGUGGAUAAGGAUGAGAUCCCUCUGCUGGGUGGACAAUAUGUUUUGGGUUACUACAGCACAAACAUGCAAAGCAUCAUUGGACUCAGUGCUAGCUUCCAGAUCCUGGAGUCAAAGCGUGCUGUCAUGGAAGGUCUCGUUCCUGAAAAUAUGAAUGGACUCAACUAA